Chionomys nivalis (European snow vole) is the source of this 381-nucleotide messenger RNA. RefSeq names its product E3 ubiquitin-protein ligase PPP1R11-like. Gene Ontology annotation, cellular component: nucleus. Bases 1 to 381 code for a protein of 126 amino acids. Gene Ontology annotation, molecular function: protein phosphatase 1 binding; protein serine/threonine phosphatase inhibitor activity. The transcript has a single exon. Lineage: Eukaryota; Metazoa; Chordata; Mammalia; Rodentia; Cricetidae. The record is from RefSeq and is a predicted model, not a curated record.
AUGGAAGAGUCAACAUCUAAGCUGACAGAAGUCAUCUCAGAGCCCACAGUUGAACUGGAAAAUGGGCUCAAAAAUAUCAAUCUGUCCAACCCAUUAGAGAAGGCAAAGUCAGGCAAGAGGGUUGAGUGGUCAAGUGAUACUAUUGAUAAUGAGCACUUGGGCCGUCGCUCUUCCAAAUGUUGCUGUGUUUAUGAGAAGCAGCGUGCUUUUGGUGAGAGCUCCUCAGAAAGUGAAAAAGAAGAUGAUGACAAUUGUGAUAUACUCUGUGCCUGGGGUCAUCACAAGGGAAGACGCCGUGUUCUUUCAAGUACUGAUGCUAGUACUUCAUCUUCAAAGCCUCAAGACCCAUCUGAAUCUGUUCCUUCCCCCAUUAAUGACUAA